Coregonus clupeaformis (lake whitefish) is the source of this 2135-nucleotide messenger RNA. It is a transcript of the gene tmem60, whose product is annotated as transmembrane protein 60. The transcript is spliced from 2 exons. The record is from RefSeq and is a predicted model, not a curated record. The coding region runs from base 343 to 747 and encodes 134 amino acids. NCBI's taxonomy places the organism in Eukaryota, Metazoa, Chordata, Actinopteri, Salmoniformes, Salmonidae.
GAUAAUGGGAGGAUGGGAGAAUGGCCAAUCCUAGUGGAUAAUGGGAGAAUGGCCAAUCCUAGUGGAUAAUGGGAGAAUGGCCAAUCCUAGUGGAUAAUGGGAGGGUCACAUUCUUUUCUUCGACCAACAACAACCGGAAGAUAAACAUUCGAAAAUACUCUAGCCACUUUUAAAUCGUUUUUAUCGUAACGAAAGUGCAAUAAAAAACACAACAUUGUCUAUGAUAUGGAUUUUUAAAGAUACUUAGGUGACAAAUCCUCUGAUCCAGGCUCGUCUCACUCUUGACCGGCCAGUGCCACGGUGUUAACGUUCCCCCUCCAGGCCACCACCCCCAUCCCUUAAAUGAGAAUGUCUCUGGCCCAGAGAGUCCUCCUAACCUGGAUAUUCUCCCUCAUCUUCCUCAUCAUGCUGGUCCUCAAACUGGACUCCAAGAUCCCCUGGAACUGGUUCCUCAUCUUCCUCCCUGUAUGGAUUUUUGACACAAUCCUCAUCCUCAUGCUGGUGGUGAAGAUGGCGGGUCGGUGCAAACCCGGCUAUGACCUGCGUGACGGCCAGCAGAACCUGCGACGGAGGGUGUGGUACCUAGUGGCCAUGCUGCUGAAGCUGGGCUUCUGUCUGACGCUGUGCGCCCGGCUGGAGAGGCUGAUGGAGAUCUCGCUCAGUGUGGUGUGUGUCCCCCUCUGGGCCCUACUGGUCGGGGCCAUGGUGGAGCUGGGCUACAAUGUCUUUCACUACCGCAGAGAGUGAGAGGAUGGAGAUGGAGAUUGAUUUUAUUACUCCGUCUAGGAUAUAAAGACUGCAAGUUAGUCUGUAGGGGAGGUGAAUGGGAGAUUAUUGUAAUCCACUGGAGAUGAGAAAUUGUUUAUUUUCACUACAGCAGAGACUGAAAGAAUGGGGAGAUGGAAAAGGGAAUUGAUUUAGUUUACUCCCACUAGUACAGGAUGUAAAGACCACUACAAGAGACAAUGCAGGGAGGAGAGAGUAGUGAUAUGGCAAUAUAUUUUAAGGGUUUAUGCUGCUUCCAAAUCUAAUCUUUAUUUCGCCCUAGUGAUACAGCAAGCAACGUUGCAGCCAUGUUGGUCUUUGCCAUGAUGGUCUCUGGUUGAGAAUUCAGGGUAUUCAUAAGCAGACUGGAUCUCCUGAUAGACUGACUGAUCUGUGCAUGUGCCUUUGUUACUCUCAGAUAACUGGGACAGUUGGGUCCAAUGGGUUUAUAUGUGAACAUUGAUUAUGUUUCUUUGAAGUGGUAGGGAUCGGUUUUUCCGUGGAGACCACAGAGAAACACACAUAUAAAUAAUUAAAUAUAUACAAUUCCUCAACUUUGCUGAAGUUAUCAAAUAUCUGACUGGGUUGGAUUGGUGAAAGCAGUAUGACUAAUUAUACAGCAGUAUAUCCCAUCUUUAAUUUAUCCAAUCACAUGCAGAUUAGUGACUACUUCAAAGGGAGAAAUGAAGUGUACAUUCUAUAAGUGUUGGAACAUGGCUCUGAGUCUAAUAUAAAAAUAAUUACAUAACUGGUAACCUGACCCACCCCAGAGAGGACAGAGGGAGGGAUUACCUGCCCUCCGGGGUGUUGUGUAAGAGGUCAGCUCAUUGGUGUAUCAGGGACAGGACUCGUACUGUUUCUGCUACUGGCAGCCAGGGCAUCAGGGUUAUAAAGUGCUAUAAUAACUCCCAUGUUGUCUUCUGUGAUAUUUUGUUUGCUAAGGCAGAGUUUCUCAAUCUAGUCUUGUGGCACACCCAGGAGGGUGCGUGUAUUUUUGCUGUGCUCUAGUCAAGCACUAACACACCUGAUUCUACUAAGCAAGUAAUCAUCAACCCAUAUUAGCUGAAUAAGGCUAAUGAUUGGACCUGUGUUAGAACCAAAAUGUGCAUCCUUUUAGAGUCUCACAGGAAUGGAUUGAGAAACACUGUACAAAGGGCCUGUCUCUGGCUGGGGUGUGCCAGGUCUAACAAAAACCUUUAGAACCUUCCCUUAUUUUCUAUCCGUUAAGCUACAGCCACCGUUAAGCUACAGCCACACUCAGACGCGUGAACACGGAUGAAAUCGUAUAUGAUGUUAACUCAGUGGCCAGUUUAUUAGGUACACCACCCUGUUCACGAAAAUGGAUCGCUCCUACAGACAGUGAGUCACGU